UCAAUGCCCGGAGAGUAGAUUUGGAGCUGGGACAGGGUCAGGGACAGGUGGCUGUGGAGGCGGAUGGCUGCCCGCCUGUCAGUCAGUCAGUCAGUCAGUCUGCCUGCGCUCCGGGCUUUACUCCCCCCUCUCUCUCUCUGACCCGUGAGUGCGGAGUGCGGGUGGGUGUCGGUUUGCUCCGUCGCCCUGGCUGCUCGCUGUGCGGCCGGGUGCGGCUGGUAACUGUGGCCGGGGAUUGAGCUGUCUGGUGUAGGCCGCUUGCCCAGCUCUGUGGGGUGGGGUGGGAAUGGAGGCAGGAAGGAGAGGCUGAAAAUAAAACCCACAUCAGCAGCAUCAAGUAACAGCUAAAUAGUAUCAAAAAAUAAAAAUAACUUCUGUAAAUUAGUUGUUUGUUAAGGUUCUCUUAAUUUCCACAGGUUUGACCCUGAUUUGCUCUAUUUUUAAAGGCAGGAUGUCUCUAAUUUGGGAAAAUAUUUCCAGUUAAUGUACUUUUAAAAUGUGCAGUAUCUAAUAUUUUAAAUAUACAUAUAUACACAUAUCUAUAUAUACUAUAUUAUAUAUAUAUAUCCUUUCUUGCCCCUAUCUUGGGGCUGGCCUGUGGUUUGGCCUCUGUCGUGUCUGAUUUAGCUGUUGGGAUGGAGCCUAGUUUCUUAGAUGUGCUGAUGUGGGUCGGGCUGGUCGCCCUAUUCUUGGCCUCGAUCCUCACCUUGGCGGCGUACGGCCUUCAGUGGCUUUUGGGGCGCUCCUGGGGGAAGGUUAAGGCCGGCUCCAAGGCUGGGACCGCAGUAGGUUCUCCGGGUGACCCCUCCGAAGGGGCGGCCGCCGCCGCCCUUCUCUCUUGGCUGUUGUCCUUAGAGAGCUGGAACCGUGAGUGGCAGAAGGCCUGGGUCACCGCUCUCAAUGAGGAAGCUGCGAAGAGUGGGAGUUCACUGCAGCUCAGGGUUGAUAAAGUGGGUCAGCAUUCAUCUCCACUUGCUCUAAGUCAUGUUACCAGCGUUAUCCAAUCAGACCAACACUUGGUAAGUACAUUGCAGGUUUUUGGAUGCCAUGUGACUGGAGAGUACAUUCAGUUUUCGAUCAGUGUGAUCCAGGACUCACCUGUUGCCAUGGGGUUGGAAUCUUUUCAUAUCCAAGUGUCUCCGCUUCAUAUUCAGCUGGAGAUUCAUAUUCGAGAAGUUGACGUUGUCCAAGUCACAUGGAACCUUGUGGAUCCUCAAAACUUAAGCUUGAAAGUGACGCCAAGAGUAACAAAGGAGGUGGACGAAGAGGAUACAUACCUGGAGACUAUCUAUACGUUGUUGCAGGACAUGUUGACUUCUGCCCGCCCUAUGGUCUUGCUGAGUAUGAAGGUUGCACCUUCAAAGGAAGGCCAAAAUUUGCCAAUUCCUCAGAAUUUACCAAGUGUGGAGUUGAAUUCUCAGAUUUACUCACCUCCAAAGCCGCCAAGAGCUCACGAGCGAAAACUUCUUGUGAAGAUCAUUAAAGUGGACAAUGUUGCUGAUCCUGAUAUUGCAGAGAGUAUUCAUCCAUACUGUGUUGUAGAGUUGGACAAUCCAGUGCAGAAAGUCACCAGCUCAGUGAUGAGCAGCAUUUCCAACCCCUUGUGGGACCAGCAGUUUGUGUUCGAGUUGAGUGCCAAGUCGAAGAAACUUCACAUGCAGAUUUUGGAGGAUGGAAGACCCUCAGAGAAUGCUGCCCUUGGUGAGGUGACAGUACCCAUAGACCUGUUCAAAAAACAGCCUAGCGGGAGACAAAGCUUUCGUCUGGCGAACACACAGAAUGGGAAUAAUUCAGGGUCCAUCACAGCCGAGUUCUGUUACAUGGAACCUAAUGAAGUUAAAUGCCGGCAAUCCCCUUCACUGCUUUCAGCAAAGAAAGUGGAAAAGGAUCGAACGGUCAUGCCUUGUGGCACAGUUGUUACAACAGUAACUGCUGUGAAGACCAAGCCUCGAACAGAUGGGAAGCUUUGUGGAACUCCAACAGACUCCCCAGUAAAGAUCUCUACAGAAGUGAAAGAUGCUGAUUUGGAGACCUUGGCUGUAGGAAACUCUGAACAGGGAGCACCAGUUAGUAAAGUCUUGUCAUCAUCUGAUACAGAACUGCUGCAAUUGAGUGGCACAGACCCAGUGGCUGAAGCAGCGAUUCGACAACUAACUGAGUCUGCAAGGCAUGCGUUGAAAUCUCCCAUCAAGAAAAGUACAAUUGUAAUUUCGGGUGUUACAAAGGCUCCCUUGGCUGUCGAUGAUGAAAUGACCUUGUCAGCUGAUUACGCAGCUGCGAUGGAUGCAUCCUUGAGACAGGAAGCUGAGCCCCACCUUUCCUCUGAGUGCAUCGCUGGACUCCCGGCGGAGCAAACAUUAACUCGCGGUUUACCCACGGCCGAGCUUUGUGCUGCCGAGGGAUCUUCGCCAAUGGCGCCCACAAUUAGAGCUGGUCAGGAAUUCAGCCAGUGGAAUGAUGGCUCUCAGGAAGACCUGGAUUUUGAACAGAGGUCCAAUGUUUCCAUAGGUGGCUCUGAAGCAGGAACUGUGAAAAAAUCUAGAGGUGGCUUUAUGCGGAGUGGCGCAAAAUUCUUCUUCCGGCGGAGACGACAUCAGAAGGAGCCUGGGAUGAGCCAGUCACACAAUGACCUGGUUUAUCUGGAGCAGCCAAUGCCACUGGAAAAGGAGAGGAAGUCAGCCAGGAAGCACAUUAAGAGGCUUUUCCCGAAAUCCAAAAGCAAAGCUAAAUUUAACAGCUCCCCACUGGACUAAAGUUCACUGAACACUUUAGAGCUUAACUCUCUCCCUCGCUAUCUUGUCCUGCCCUCUUCCUCCGUCCCAGCCUGUUGCACUGUGACUAGGGAAUGUGCAAACUCCAAAAGCCUGAAGGUAUUGUUUGACUUGCAAUUACUGAGGCUUGCUGCAUCAGAAUUACUCCAGUUUAGAAGGAAACCUAUUUUUUAAGAUGUCACUUUUCACUUAUUGCAGAAAAUAGCAACUUUUUUUUUUGCGUGAUGGGUUGUUGGUGGGCCUGUUAGCUUCUGGAUUUUCUGUCAUGAACGUUGGGUAUAGUUGCAAGCCUUUGAAAAUUUUGGGGCGUUUUCAACACUACGUUUUUCCAUGUGCCCAAUUCCUACUACAGAUAAACCUACUCCUGCAACCUUCCUGUUCAGCUGAGGUUUUCAUAACUAUUGAGGUAUCAUUGCCAGAUUAGAGGCAGUUUUGCAAGUAUUUAUUAUGCUCUGUAUCCAGUCUACUGUCAAUUGCCCUUUGUCAUAUGGUGUUUAAAAUUAUUGCAAUUUUUUUAAAACACAAAAUGGUAACUUGUCAUUUCCUCGGUUCCAUUGUUCUACUUUUUCUCUUCUCAGCUCUUCCUUCAAUAAUCCAUUCCCCCGCUCCGGGCCAAAAAAAUCCGUUCUCUUCUCCCCAUUUUUCUAAAGUCCUCUGAAAAUGAGAGGCCUACUCCCAGGCUUCAGAAGAUGGGACAGUUCCAGCGCCUCAGUGAGCCAAUUAGAAUGAUUUGCAUUCUCUCCAUUUUAGUUUUUAUUCCCUUCAAAGACAUUCCUGAUAAGAGUAUCAUCCCGUGAGCGAUUUGUGAUCAGAAUGCUGAUUUUUCCACACACACACACACACACACACACACACACACACACACCCCCCCCCCCCCCCCCCCCCCUCACCUUUCUGAAUGGUGCCAAUCCAAUGACAAUUUUACCUUGAGCGUUGUGAGUGAAUGACGAGAUUUUGGAGUAGUUCUCUUUUGUAGGAGCUGUCAGAUGGGCCAUUUCGUAGCAGGGAUUGGAGGAAAGAAGCGUGUGCCAAAUGGGAACCAGCCACCCUGCUUCGACCCCAUGCUAAGAAUUCCUCGCGGAAGGGAAAGCUCUGAGAGAAAUUCCCUGAAAGAGGGAGAAGGAUCCUGAGUGGAAUGACUGCCUCUUCUAAAACAGAGUGUGGAGUUCCAAUGAAAAAUGUCGAUACAAUUGCUGAAUUUGGGAGACCAUUGUAAUGUUUAAGCCAAAAUAUCAAAACAAUUAGGUUUGGUUUGUGCCAAAAAGAAGCCAUAUCUUGUAACCUGUUAUUUUAUACUGCAGUUUCACAUCACGCUCAAAAGCAUUAAUUUCCCCUCUAUGGGACUGAGAAUCCCUGAACUGCCGGAGCUUGGGACUAAAGAUUACAAGCCGGCUCUUGGCUUUUUACAGUUUGGGAAUUGGAAUUUAUGAAGCAUGGAAUAAGCAUAAGAAAAGCCACCAUGACAUCAGUACAAUUGAACAAGUAAUUGGUCACUUUGUUGAAGGUAUUUGAAAUAGGACAGAACUCUCAGUUCAGUAGGAUUGCGUGUGUGUAUAGCUUCCUUUUUUUUUCUGUCGGUUGGUAUUUUAGGGAUUGUAACGUCACCUCUAACACUCAAAAAUAAAUAAAUAAUCUUGAGCUUCCCACAGGCCAUGUGAGCAUGCUGCUGCACUGUGCCACUUUAAGUGCCACAUGUUUAGUGGAACCAGAGGAACUUUUCAAGACUGCACUUGAAUUAUUUUUAAAACUGACCAGAGAAGUUGUCGCCUGAAUCUGUCGUUUUUUCAUAACGUCUCCAAGUGCUUGUUCUGUCCAGUGAUUUCAUGCUGUUUCUGAAGCCUUGAAGGGACACCUCCUCCGAGCUGUGGGCGGGGGGCAACUGAAAGGGAAAUUGGUUGCAGAUACCCAGUUCUGAAGCUGCCAUUUAUUUGUAAGAAGCUGAUCAGCUAGCAGGGUGAAUACCUGAUAAUCUUGGCGCAUCCCCACUGUUUGCUGGCAUGUUAAUCCAGGCUUCAGAUUUAAGAGUUAAAUGGACUGUGUGUAGGUGUGGCUACACCAAUAGGACAAACCUAAAAUUUUGUACCUUUCUACCUCUGGUGAGUUUUUAAAAACAAAUCCUACAUUAUUUGGUUUACACAACUGUGUCCAAUUGUCAUCUUUUAUGCUGUGACUUUUUUUUGCUACUGCCAAUUUUGCCUAAAAGUAUUUGGGAGCCAUUGAAUUACUGUAGUGGUUUGCCUUUCCUUUGCUUCAGAUUGUACUGCAACUUAGCACUGCUUAGGUUAUAGCCAUAUUGUCGACCUGUAACUCUACACAUGCAAUUGAUGUCUAUUUGCUGUCUAGCUAUGCUGAUGGAAUAUUUACUGUUUUUAUGAACUAAAAUUUAGUGACAAAAUCCAAAACUAUACAAGUUCUGUAAAUAGCAAAAGAACUUGUAUUUUUCCAGAAUGCUUUUCCGGCUCUGUGGCUGUAUUCUAUUUCCUAGGGAAGAAACCAAACACCCCCCCCACCCCCCUCCCAGGAUGCUCCAUUUUACUUUUACUGCCUGUGCCAAGUUCUGAAUGGAGUAUAAGGACCAAUGAAAGCCUUGUUACUCUAUUUCCUUUGCAGUUCAAUUGGUCAAGAGGUGGCAUGAUAUUCGACUGUUCCUGUGGAUUUUGUCACUUCCUUUAAACUUUUUUCCCCCCCAUGUUUUCCUCACUCCUCAAUCGCCCCCCCCCCCCCUUUUCUAUUCCACUGAGUUAUUUUGGGGGAACAAAGUGUGUGCUGGGUUUACAUGUUGCUGUUCUUUCACUAUGGGCUUCCAGGUAUUCUAUCUAGCUCAGUGAAUUUUUUUUAUAUUAAAUGAUAUUAAGUAAUAAUGUUGUAAGUAGAGAAGUCUAAAAUUAUUCCUAACGGGUGACCUACCAAUCAUUUGUGUGUGUGUCUGUGUGGUUUCUGUCAGUUUAGGACUUUAGUGUUCAGUACUGACACUUCCUACUCAAAACUGAGGGUGUGGUAUCAACAUACUGUAUACAUUUCCAUUGUUUUUCUCCCU
Carcharodon carcharias (great white shark) is the source of this 5808-nucleotide messenger RNA. Its product is annotated as C2 domain-containing protein 2. The record is from RefSeq and is a predicted model, not a curated record. Bases 636 to 2753 code for a protein of 705 amino acids. The transcript is spliced from 14 exons. NCBI's taxonomy places the organism in Eukaryota, Metazoa, Chordata, Chondrichthyes, Lamniformes, Lamnidae.